This is a messenger RNA of Cotesia glomerata, 10891 nucleotides long. It is a transcript of the gene ds, whose product is annotated as protein dachsous. Lineage: Eukaryota; Metazoa; Arthropoda; Insecta; Hymenoptera; Braconidae. Gene Ontology annotation, biological process: homophilic cell-cell adhesion. The record is from RefSeq and is a predicted model, not a curated record. Bases 954 to 10841 code for a protein of 3295 amino acids. Gene Ontology annotation, cellular component: plasma membrane. The transcript has 16 exons. Gene Ontology annotation, molecular function: calcium ion binding.
AUGGCCGCUGUUUGCCAGGUAGUGGGGAGUGGUGGGGAAUAGGGGCCCGAUUGGGUCUGCAGGUGCCGCCAUGUCAGUGCAUGCCUAGCCUCCAGCCGCGUAGUACUCACGAUAGGCUUUGCCGCGACUAUACCAUCGAUUACAUCCCAAAUAUUUUGUUUAUUUAUCGGGCUAAGCGAUUAUUUAACGCCUGUCCGAACUGUUAUUCCAAAAAGUUUCCUAACAAGUUAAGACUACCAGUUGUUGGAUUGGAGCAGGCUUUUUACAUAAACAAAGAAAUUUGUGUGAGUGACCUCUGCGUUAAGUGAGUCUGUAAAUUCUUGAAUUAUUGCAAAUUACUUUUGAAGAAAGUUGAAUCAAAAACGGGAUUUGUUGAUAAUUUUUGGGAAUUUAAGCCCAUGUGUGUCUGCUAUUAAACGACAGAAAGCUGUCCUUUGGACAGAAAGAGGAAAAGAGAUAGAACCAGUGAAUAAAGGAGAACACACGACACACACGUUCUUCGAGGUUCGUUCGUCUUGUUCUUCUUACCUUGUGUGCAUACGGUACCUUGAAUAUCAUCUCAUACCUAAGAUAUACCUCCAAGGUUAUAAUCCAACAAGUUUUGCAAUUUUAAGUUUGAAUUUUCCCGCCCUUAAGCUAUUUUAACUAUCAUUCGCCUAUUAGUUGUAGUUAGCAAGGAAAUGGUACUAUUUCCCAAUCAAUCAUCAAUUAGUGGAUCUGUGUUGUGAUUAGUGAUCAAUGUGAGUGUUUAUUAAAUAAUAAAUAAGUUUUGUGUUAUUUAUAUCAGAGUGAAAAAAAUGGUGAAAGUAUAAACGAGAUAAAUAGAAAUUGUGAUAAUCAUUUGACAAUAGUUAAGAAAACAAAAGUAAAAGCACCUCCACGUGUUAAUAAGCAUUCGGAAGUAAACAUAUCAGUAAUGAAACAUCAAAGAUAAUAAAAGUAGAAGAGGAGAGAUGGAGGAGGGGACGAUGAUAAUGGUAGACGGUGGAGGUGGAUUUCGAGGUGUAGUCAGGUUACAAUCAUCACGAAUGAUCCAGCUACUGCUUCUCAGCAUCCUGAUCACGUUAUUAACCCCAGGCGGUGUAAAUACCGAGCAAGUACGACACCUUGAAGUAUCUGAGAAUGCCCCACCAGGUAGUAGAGUUGGUUUCAUCGACCUUGAAGGCCCGCCGUAUCUCAUUGUUCCGGUAGCAGGUUCCCCGGUUAUCAGUGACUUGACCGUAGAUCCAGCAACCGGGGAAAUAAAGACCCGGCUCCCGCUGGACCGGGAAACUAAUCCGUCGUACAGCUUUGUAGCGUUGCCUCAGCGAGGGAACAUCCGCGUGGUGAUCAAAGUUCUGGAUGAAAAUGACAACGCGCCAACUUUUCCCGUUGAUCAUGUAGACAUCGAGUUUCCCGAAAACUCGCCGCGGGACGCAAAGCGGGCCUUGCCCCCCGCUAAGGACCCAGAUUUAGGGCAGUACUCCACUCAGAGGUACGAAAUCGUCAGCGGGAACUUUGGAGAUGUCUUCAGAUUGUCUCAACAUCGAGGAAGGGACGGAGUUUUGUAUUUGGAUCUUCAAAAUUCAGGAAAUUUGGACCGUGAAGCCAGAUCUUCUUAUCAAUUGAUAAUUGAAGCGUUGGAUGGAGGCUCGCCGCCGCUGAGGUCCAGGUUGAAGGUCAACGUUAUCGUCCAGGAUGUCAAUGACAACCCGCCGAUCUUCAACCAAACUAGGUACACUGCCAGUGUUCCCGAAAAUGCUACCGUAGGAACUCCUGUGUUGCAAGUUAACGCCACUGAUUUGGACAUUGGAAGCAAUGGGAUGAUCGAGUACUCGAUUAAUCGCAGGCAGAGUGACCGCGAGGAGAUAUUCAGAAUUGACAGCUCUUCUGGUAUGGUCUUCGUUAACAAGGCUCUGGAUUUUGAAUCCAAAGAACGGCAUGAAUUGGUGAUAGUGGCCCGAGAUUUGGGCGCUCAGCCGCUUGAAGCAAGCGCCUUUUUGUCGGUUUACGUGACUGAUGUGAAUGACAACCAGCCGACGAUAACGGUGAUAUUCCUUUCGGACGACGCGACACCCAAAAUAAGUGAAAGUGCCCAACCAGGGGAAUUUGUCGCUCGGAUUUCGGUAAGUGAUCCAGAUUCGAGGACUGAGUAUUCCGAUGCCAAAGUCUCUUUGGUCGGGGGAGAGAACCACUUUGGUUUAACGACACGUGACAAUAUUAGAUACCUGGUGGUGGUUGAACGUCCGCUAGACCGCGAAGAACAGCCGGUUUAUGACUUGGCCGUAGAAGCUACUGAUGCUGGAACGCCUCCUCUUAGGGCUGUCAGGACUUUCAGGCUUCUUGUGACGGACGUUAAUGACAACGCGCCUGCUUUUGAACAGGAACUGUAUGAAGCUCAUUUGUUGGAAGCUUCCGAACCCGGGACUGCUGUGAUCAAAGUUAAGGCCACGGAUGUCGAUGAAGGUGUUAAUUCGGUUAUUAAGUAUUCGUUGAAGAACACCACCUGGUUUUCUAUUGAUAAGGACACUGGGCUGAUCAGUACAGUGACACAUGUGGAUUGUGAAACUGAUCCUGCUCCUAAUCUCGUUGUUGUUGCUACCGAUUCUGGUAGGCCUUCUUUGACCGGGACUGCUAUUGUCAGGGUUACUGUUCAUGAUCUUAAUGACAAUGAGCCUAUUUUUGAAAAACCGCUUUACAAUACUAGUGUACCUGAGGAUUUGCCUGUCGGACACUGCUUUAUUAAGGUACAAGCGACGGACCCCGACUGCGGCGUGAACUCCAUGGUGAACUACACCCUGGCAGCAGGACAACUCGCCAGCGAGCAGCUUUUCGUAAGAAGCGAUUCUGGUGAGAUCUGCGUGAGAUCGCCCUUGGAUCGUGAGCUUGCUUCGUACUUGGAACUCCCAGUUGUUGCUACAGAUCGAGGAGGCCUUAGUACCACUGCAAUAGUCAGAAUCCAGGUGCUGGACGUCAAUGACAACAGACCAGUGUUCAAUCCUCGAGACUACAACGCAACCAUCAGAUCAGAUGCGCCUCCAAGUGACACCAUAAUCAAAGUGAUCGCUACCGAUCUAGAUGCCGGAUCCUUUGGACAAAUUACUUACCGAAUUUCGGGAGGAAACGACGCAGGAGUCUUCAGGAUUGACCGGGUGACAGGUGAGCUCCAGGUCGCCCGUCCCAGUCUAGUAGGAAGAUCUCCAGUCCAUUUGCUAAACGUGACGGCGAGCGAUACCGGGGGGCUGAACAGCCUGGUGGAUGCCCGUGUCAGAGUGAGCGUGGGGAUAGGUCAACGGUUGCCGAUCUGCGAGCGCCCCAGAUAUGCCAUCAGCGCGAGGGAAAACGUGCUGCAGAAUAGCAUUAUCGGGGAUGUUAAAGAAGCCAUUGUUGGAGAUGUUACGGCUGCUGGAGCUACCGGUAAACGACCGAGCAGAUUUUUUCUCGCUACCGGUGAAAAUGAAUUCUCUAUUGAUCCUUCCUCCGGAGUACUCAGAACUCGGAUACCUUUCGAUCGUGAGACACGUGAUAAAUAUGUCCUUAGUGUGGGGAUCAGGAAUAAUGUCGGGAUUGGAUAUUGUCAGGUGGAACUGACAGUGGAGGACGUAAAUGACAACCCACCAGGUUUCCCAAGCACCAGCGUCCGUAUAUCAGUUCCCGAGUCACACCCACUGCGUACGGCAUUGUACGUAGCCCACGCCUGGGACCCCGAUACGAGUCCUCCAGCAGCAGUUUCUUACCAGCUCGGACAGAACAGCAACGAUCUCUUUGGAAUCGACAGCCAGACCGGGGAACUCUACCUGUCCCGUCGGCUGGACUACGAGACCCAGCAGCGGCACAAUUUGAUGAUCAGCGCCGUAGACGGAGCGGGUCUCUCCGCCAACAUAACUCUCAGCGUAGAGGUCCAGGACGUGAAUGACAACCCCCCGGUGUUCGAGAGGAAUGAGUAUCACGUGGAGAUUCCCGAAGGCGCCAAACUCGAUUCCCAGGUUCUCCAAGUGACGGCACUGGACUUGGACACCGGUAAUAAUGCGAGGAUAAGUUACCGUCUCCAAGGAUCUACUCUGUUCCGCAUAAGUCCCAACACAGGAUGGAUUUACCUCCGUCAGCCCUUGGAUCGAGAGACAACCGAUCACUACUCGCUGACGGUCCUGGCCACGGACAACGGGAGUCCUGCUGCUACUGCCAGCUCCAUGGUCCAGGUCACCGUGCUCGAUGAUAAUGACAACAGUCCGCACUUUGUCAAGGACUUCUACACCUUCGAACUCCUAGAGAAUCUUCCCUCGGGGACAGUCGUUGGAACGAUCCGCGCAGUGGACCCUGAUUUGGGCAGAAAUGCCCAAAUUAGGUACACUGUUGUCCAGCACAACAGCAGCUUUGCGAUUGAUCCAGAUACUGGGGAAAUAAUAACACGUGAGCCUUUGGAUCGUGAGACCAAGAGCAUCCAUGAGCUGGUGCUAGAAGCUAGAGACCAAGGAACGCCGUCUAGAGCGGCCAGGGUGCCGCUCAGAGUCACUGUGCUGGAUGUCAAUGAUAAUUCCCCGGAAAUAGUGGAUCCUCAAGGGGAUGUUGUUAGUGUGAGGGAAGAACAGCCACCUGGGACUGAAGUCGCACGUGUGAGAGCUCUAGAUUCUGAUUUGGGGGAAAAUGCUACUAUUACUUACAGUAUUCUAAAAGACCGCGACUCUGACGGCUACAACGUGUUCACAAUCGACCCAAUAACCGGAAUGAUCCGUACAAAAUCCGUCUUGGACCACGAAGAGCGCGACGUCUACCGCGUGUCCGUAAAAGCAAGCGACGCGGGUCGUCCCCCGCGUCACAGCAUCCGGGCCCUGCGAGUAGAAGUGCUAGCCUUAGCGGACAACCGGCCAACGUUUACCAGCAGCAGCUUGACCUUCCACGUAAGAGAAGACGCCAGCAUCGGUCAGUCCAUCGGGUCAGUCUCCGGAGCAGGUCCAGCUGGCCGGGUGGCCUACACAUUGGACUCCCUUGCUCCAGUGACUAACACUCCAGCCUUCGAUGUCGACCGGAGCUCUGGGCAGCUGGUGGUUGCUCAUUCUCUUGACCGCGAGAACGUCAGCGAGUACCACUUAAAGAUCCGUGCUCUGGACACCACUUCGAUAGGAAAUCCUCAAAGCAUCGCGGUCUCUGUUAAGAUUGUGAUUGACGAUGCCAAUGACAACGCUCCUAGAUGGCCGCUGGACCCGAUCUACAUCCGGGUCUCGGAAGCGGCCGCUCUGGGAACUAUUAUUUAUAAUUUGACCGCCACUGACCUGGACAGCGGAAUGAACGGCGAUCUUCGCUAUGAUCUGGUCAGUGAAUUUCCCGGGAGCGGAAGUUUUGCUGUUGAUUCACUCACCGGCGCUCUCAGCCUCGUCAAGCCUCUGGAUCGCGAGGAAAAAACUGAGUACAUGUUAUUUUUACGCGCUACCGAUCGCGCUCCUCUUGCUGAUCGCCUUUCGUCCACUGUCACCGCUAAAAUUAUUGUAUUGGACCAGAAUGAUAAUGAUCCCGUAUUCGUCGCACCUGAGGUCAAUAAAAUUACUGUUACUACUGAUUUAUUACCAGGAACAAGCAUCGUGAGAGUAAUAGCAGUAGACAAAGACACAGACAACAAUGGCCGAGUAUCCUACGUAAUAGUCUCAGGAAACGAAGAGUCAAGAUUUUCCCUCGGCUACGAUUCGGGAAUUCUAACCCUAAUGAAGCCAAUAGCCCGAGACACGGUUCUGCAAGUGGCAGCAAACGACCACGGAUCGCCACCUAGACGCGCAGUGAUGAACCUGACAGUAGCGAUCGCCGUGGGACAAAGCAGAGGGCCUCCGCGACUCCUUCUGCCAAACCCAGUGGCCACCGUCUCGGAAAAUCUGGCCGUCGGCGGGUUUAUUAUCAAUGUCGUUGGAUCAGCUCUCGGCGAACAAGUUAAUGUUACUUUCGAUAUUCCAACGGGCAUCGCUGACGACAAAUUCACUAUUUCUUCCACGGGAGUCGUCUCAUUGGCAGCUCCGCUGGAUCGCGAGAAGAACCAUCGGUACUCUAUUCCGAUCCUUGCUAAAUCUACUAAGCUCCUGGAUCUCACAACUUUGGAAGUUAAUGUUCAGGACGAGAAUGACAAUGCUCCGGAAUUUCGGCCUGGCUCUUGUUACACUCUCGCUGUUCCUGAAAAUCAAGAUGAUGCUGUUAUUCACACUGUUGCUGCUGUUGAUAAUGAUGAAGGGGCUAAUGGAGAAAUUUCUUACAGUAUUAUUGGCGGAAACGUAGGAGGAAAAUUCAAGCUAGAUCCAGUUACCGGUCACUUAUCAGCAUUCAAUCUCGACCGGGAAACAGUAGCGCGGUACAACCUCGCGAUAUCCGCUAAAGACAAAGGACGACCCAGCCUGGAAACCCGUUGCAAUAUCACCGUAAUCGUAAUCGACGUGAAUGACAACUCUCCGAUGUUCCUGAGGGAGCAAUAUCGGCCCUCCAAGGAGUUCUUCCCUCAGACUCCUCAGUACCAGUUCGCAAACUCGUACCCUCACUACAUAGCCGACAAAUACGUAACCUCGAUAUCUGAAGACACGGCUCCGGAUUCCUCGAUUCUCAGUGUUCGAGCCACCGAUCCUGAUCAGGGGAUCAAUGGAAAGAUAACCUACGUGAUCGCUGAAGAGACUUCUUGGCUCUUCCGAGUUGACAAUUUUACUGGAGUCAUCACAACAGCUGGAGCGUUGGAUCGUGAGCGGCAAAGUAGCUACAGCUUCCUGGUGAUAGCAACCGAUAGCGGGAGCUAUGACGCGAAAAGUACAUCAAUACCCAUCGAGAUAAAUUUAACAGACGUUAAUGACAAUGCACCUGCGUUCACCGAGACGCCGUUCAAAGCGAGCGUACCCGUAACGACCCAGCCGGGGCACACAAUUCUCCAAGUGCAAGCUUCAGACCCCGACGUCGGAGCCAAUGGCGAGGUCUCCUACGCCUUUUCGAGCGACGUCGAGACCUCCAAGUCCAAGUUCCGCAUUCACCCGACCACCGGGGUCCUCACCGCGAUCACUUCCUUGACCCAGGACUACGGCAAGACCUUCCACCUCCAAAUAGUCGCCAGAGACAAAGGAACGCCGUCUAAAACCACUCAAGGCUUGAUCGAGCUCCGAGUUGGAGAUCCUGAUGACGUUGUUCCUAUGUUGAAGUUCCAGAACGAGUCCUACCAGGUCGACGUCCAGGAAAACUCGGCUGCUGGAACAGAAAUUCUACAAGUCACUGCCGUGCGUACUGAUGGCCGGCGGCAUCAUGUUGCUUACUCGAUCGCUUCUGGAAAUUAUUUUGACACUUUUGUCAUUGAUCGCGAUACCGGUAUGCUCAAAAUUAAUGACCCGGCGAAGCUUGAUGCUGAAUUGUGGAUUGAUUCUUCAGAAAGUCAGUCUAGUAGAGUUCUGACUCUAGUUGCUAAGACUACUGGAUCAGAGCCUUUGGAGGCCUAUGCUAAAUUAGUCGUCAAGAUUUCUGAUGUCAAUGAUAAUGCGCCGAUUUUUACUCAGACUCAAUAUUCGGCUACUGUUUUAGAAGGGAAUGCUAAAGGAACUUUUGUUGUUAAGCUAUCAGCAAGUGACGCAGACCAAGACAUAAACGGCAAAAUCCUGUACCAUAUCGUAGACGGAAACCCUGACAAUGCCUUCACCAUAAGUCCACCUUACAGCGGAAUAGUGCGAACCAACAUAGUCCUGGACCGCGAAAUCCGCGAAAAGUACCGGCUCACAAUAAUAGCAACUGACCAAGGCAACCCCCAAUUGACCGGAACAGCGGCUCUGAGUGUGCGGGUGAUCGACAUAAAUGACAACCAGCCCACCUUUCCUGGGCACAAAGUAAUUCCAGUUCCUGAAGGCACUGCGGUCGGCACCGUCCUGACGACAAUAACCGCAAACGACGUGGACAGCUCCCCGGCGUUAACCUAUCGUUUCGGGAACGUAAAUCACCCGAGUCCGUUCAGCAUCGAUCGUUACGGCGGCAAGGUCACGCUAACCGAGCCUUUGGACGCUGAGGACUGCGAUGAGUACACGGUCCAGGUGAUCGCCAGUGACGGAAUCCAUGAGGCAAUCACUGAUCUCACUGUCAGGGUCCUCGACGUAAAUGACAAUCAUCCGAAAUUCCAGCAAGCCGCUUACAUCGCCACCUUAUCAGAAGGCCGAGGUGAAGUACGUGAAUUACUGGCAGUAAACGCGACAGACGAGGAUCUCCUGGAAGCCAACAACGUCGUACACUACCACCUUCUCAGUCCCGUAAAAGGCUUCAGUAUAAACUCCGAGACCGGAGUGAUAACUGCCAACAGAACAGCACUGUCGCGCCCUGUUCCCAAGGAGAUUGAGUUGAUAGUCGUCGCACAGGACUCCGGGAAGCCGGCGCUCUCCUCAACCUGCUCGGUGAUCAUCAGGUUGAGCGGACUCAGGAACUCUUCUUCAAACCGGGAGUUCAAGAUCAGCGUCAGCGAGAACGCCACUCGGGGGACUAGUCUUCUUAAGUUGGCUGAUCUAGGGCUUCUAGACGGAAGCAUUGUGUCUCAAGAAGGCACUGAUGCUUUUGAAAUUUCUCGCGGCAGAUUGAUUAUUAGCAAGAAUUUGGACCGUGAAACUAAAGACAGAUAUAUAAUCUACCUAGGAACCAAAACCUCAAACUCAUCCAACCUCUCCACAGAGGACGUAAUAAUGGUAACAAUCCAAAUCGACGACUCCAACGACAACUACCCUCACUUCACCGAGGACCUCCAAGAAGUGACCAUAAAAGAAGACGCGCCUAUCGGCACCGUCCUUACCACAAUCCGGGCUAGCGACAACGACCUCUCUGGAGCCUUAUCAUCAACCAUAACCUACAACAUAACCUCCGGCAACGACCGCCAUUUAUUCCAAAUCGACCCAUCAACCGGCUUGAUCACCGUGAACUCAACCCUAGACUGCGAUUUAUCACCCGAAACGCACCACCUUGUGAUCCUGGCCUGCGACAGCGACCCCGUUCCACUAUGUUCCCUCGCCAGGGUGCGUAUCCACAUCUCCGACGUGAACGACAACUCCCCCAAGUUCCCAGUGCACGAGUACCUCGAAUUCGUGGGGGAAAAUGAACCCGUAGGAACCCGAGUGUUCUCCGCCCGAGCUUCGGAUCUCGACCGCGGAAUUUUCGGAACCGUAAAUUACUCAAUCGUUUCCGCAGCAGCCUCCGGAUUUACCGACAUAGACGACUCCUGGAAACUCUUUAACGUAAACCCGUUAACCGGAACAGUGACCACUGGCGCCAUCUUCGACUACGAACAGCGGAACCGCUACGCAUUUACCUUAAGAGCAACUGACACAGGUGGCAGAACCGCAGCUGUGAAGGUCAGAGUAGAAAUAGACUCCAGAGACGAGUUCUACCCUCAAUUUACGGAACGGAUGUACCGGUUCGACCUCCGGAACGGUUUACAAACGGUUCCUGGAACCGUAGUCGGUCAUGUGACCGCUACAGACCGCGACAAAGGUCCCGACGGUCGGGUAGUGUACCAAUUAACCUCCCAGCACCCUUACUUCAAGUUAAACCGCACCACGGGGGCGCUGAUAGUCAAAAAGAAGCUCCAUUAUGACUCCGAAGAGUCUUCUAGGCUUGUAGUAAGCGCCAGUUCCGGUAGGCAGCGCUCUUUGUCCAACAUGACUGUCGUAGAGAUCCGAAUUAUCGACGAUGAGUCUAACAGCCUCUUCUCUACCAACUACCCAUCGAAUUUAGGCGCGAACAUGGCAGUGGCGACAUCUAACGGACUUGCGGAUUGGGCCUUAGGCCUCCUGAUAGCGCUAGUGCUCCUAAUUGCUGGAUUUGGAGGGUUCUUCUUGUUCGUCCAUCUUAAGAACCGAAAGCACAAAAAGCCUAGUGCUAAACCUGGCUUGAAUGGCGAUGGUGGCGCCACUGCUUCUAAUAGCUACGUAGAUCCCACUGCUUUUGAUACGAUUCCUAUUAGAGGUGUCGCUGGUGUCGCUGCUAGUGUUCCGAAUAAUCAAGGGGCGUGUCAGUUCGCUCCGCCCAAAUAUGACGAAAUCCCGCCCUAUGGAACUAGUGGGCAGUCUAUUAGACAGCAAGGAACCUCCGAGAUUUCUGGGAGUGACCAGUCCGGUUCCUCUGGGAGGGGUUCCGCGGAAGAUGAUGGAGAAGAUGAGGAAAUCAGGAUGAUUAAUGAGGGACAGGCUCCUGAUUCUGCUAGUGAUCUUUCUGUUCAUAAUACUCAGGAGUAUCUUGCUAGAUUAGGAAUCGUCGAUGCGCCAUCUGCGAACUCCCACUCCCACGCUAGGAGACCUCCAGAAGCCCUCCCACUGGACAGCAUUCAUUUAUUUGAAGAUGAAGCAGUAACUGAAGCGGAGAUCGCUACGCUUAUUUACGGAAAAAUUGGAGAAUCUAGGAGGCCCACUUCGGAACUGGAGGUUCCUGGAGGCCCUUCCAUGAACGGUUCCUUAAGUUCCAUUGUUCAUAGUGAAGAGGAACUCACUGGAUCUUAUAAUUGGGACUAUCUUCUAGACUGGGGGCCUCAAUAUCAGCCCCUAGCGCAUGUUUUUAGUGAGAUUGCGAGGCUCAAAGAUGACGCUAGUGUUCAGAGUUCCGGGAACAGGCACAAGGUUCAGCAGCACAAGGCUCCGCCUCCGCCGUUAUUGACUUCUGUGGCGCCAAGGUCGAUCGCAGCGCCAGCUUUGGCGAGAGCGAUGCUACCCAGGAGCCCGAUUAGCCAUGACACUUCUACUUUCCCCUCCGCGGCGCUAAGUCCGAGUUUUUCGCCAUCUCUGUCGCCGCUUGCUACAAGAAGUCCCAGUAUUAGCCCGCUUGUUCCUCCCACUCCGCAGAGGGCGCAGAAUCCGAGGAACUUACCCGUUGUUGAUAGUGAAUUGAGGAUUUGAGUAGUGGGUUGAGAGAUUUCUUUCUAGAAUGUUAAGUAUUAGUGUUUUUG